AUGUCCUUGGCAACAGUAUCCAAACAGUUCUACAAAGCAGUAAGCUUGGCACUAUCUAAUAAUUUCUUUACAAAACUGAACAUACGCUCCAUGAUCAACAUUGGAUCAAAGUACUGUCUCUUCAACAAGCCACCUCGACAUAUGGACGCCAGGCACCUUCGUUUCAUCCCCGAGGAACACAAGACCGACUGCAAACAGAACCUUCAAUUAUUGAUUAUACCAUUCAAGGCUCAAGCACCAUUAUCUUCAUCACCAGGUAAAAUUCAGUUGUACCAUGUUGAUGAGCCACAUCUCAUUCACAUCAAGUUUGUUGAACUCGACCAUUAUCUCAACCCUGUGGAUGCCAUCAUGAUGAAUCUAGUUGACUUUGACAAUAUAACACAAGUGUCCCAGUGUCUUUGCCGUCUCUACACCAGUCCAGACAUCAAAACGAUUGAGUUCCACUCCUUUGACGUCUGGCACUCACCUCAGCAUCUCAGCAGAACAAAUUCAAAUUCAGCUGUUCAAGUAUCCACUAUUCUUCGUAGAUCUUAUCUUUCAAAUCUGGAGGGCAAGAGCCAGGAGCAUUGUGAACAGAUGUUGAGCGAUGUGACCCACCUAUCAAUGAAGGGUCGUGAGGAUCAAGCCCGACUUCAGAGACUCUACCGCCAGGCCAAGAACCUGCACACACUACAUCUCUCUUCUUUUUGUCUGAGUAGAUCCUUGGAGCUGCUACCAACUGUUGCAUGCACAAACAUUAACACAUUGCAUACUAGCUUUGGAUAUAGCAUGGACGAAUUGAUCUAUGUAGAUGCAUCUGGCAAACUUCAAGUUCAAAUGGAUCAGUUUGUUGCACAUCUCAAUCAAUCAAUAUUCAACAACAUUACUCAUAUCAUUUCCAACGACCUUAUGUUCCACCUUAAAUAA
Acytostelium subglobosum LB1 is the source of this 906-nucleotide messenger RNA. RefSeq lists its product as hypothetical. The transcript has a single exon. The record is from RefSeq and is a predicted model, not a curated record. The coding region runs from base 1 to 906 and encodes 301 amino acids. NCBI's taxonomy places the organism in Eukaryota, Evosea, Eumycetozoa, Acytosteliales, Acytosteliaceae.